AGCCAGCAAGUCAGUCAGUCCGGGACAGUCAUUCGUGAUUCUGUGUCCACACGAGACGCACGCGUGUCCCACAGACCUUUACGUUGUUCGGAUUCUCUCGCUCUCGCUCGGUGUCGUCGCACUGUCCUGCUCUCACCGUGUUGUAGGGUUCGCGACAGACCCUUUGGUGAAUAGUUUCGGAACGCGUGGUUGACACAGUCGAUUGACCGCCAACGCUUGCUAACCGAUACGGGAGGUUCAGAGAACCCCGAAAAGCCAGCCAGACACACGGAUUACUCAUCAAGGCGGUUGUACUGUACAGGUACACCACGCGAAGCAAAGAAACAAGGGAGAUACCGAAAUUGUAACAAAACAUAAACGAGUGAUAUAAAGUGAAAUCAAGUGCUUUCAGACGACCAAUACUUUUACCAAACACAACCAACACGCCUAUAUAUAGUAUACAAACGGGGUAGAGGCGAGUUUAUUCGAGUACAGAAGGUUGUAAAGAUAGGAGCAGAAUAAUAAAUAACACAUAUAGUGUAACAAGUGCGAAUAAAUUGGGCCUCGGCAUUGAUAAAGUGAAGAGGAAACUCGAAGAAAAGAAGCAAACAACAAGGAGUCAAUUGCGCUCAAUCGCUCUCGACAACAGUUGCAUAAUGUUAAGUGAAUAACAGUGAUUCAUUUUGCCUUGUUCUGAGUGCAUUACAAUAUUCUCGCAAAGAGAAGGGCCCGCGUUCGGUACACGAAGAUCCCGAUCGAGUGAGAUCAUUUCUAAAUAGAAGGUGCCGCUGCACAAACAAACAGUGAUCAUACGGAGAUUGCUUCUCGGUUAAAUCACCCCCAACCUCUUGGAGCUUGGAGUACCCAAAAACAACCUGUCAAAAUUCACACCAAUUCCACGCGAUCCUCGAGUCCACCGUCACCGUCGUCGUCAUCACCCGGCACAACGGUGGUGACAACCAGCGCCACAACGUCCACCAAGAUGAGGAUAAAGCGCGAAUCGACCUGCCUCGGACUACGGCUCAUGCCGGCCACCAAGCUCGCGAUCCACAACCCGCACAAACGGCACAAAGAUACCUGCGAUGACUCAUCGAUCACGCCUGGAACCCGGAUACCGCUGGCCCGCAGCUGUUCCAGUCCGGCCGUGUCCUACGACAUUGAAUCGCAUCCCGCAUCGCCAGUGUUUCCCUUCCUGCUGCUCGGGAACGGCCGGGACGCGAUCGACCCGACCACCGUGGGAGCCAACUGUGUCCUGAACGUUACCUGCCAACAACCGGCCGACUGCCUGCUGCAGCCAGGCUUCGGCUACAAACAGAUCCCGGCCAGCGACACGCCGCACCAGAACAUCAAGCAGUACUUCCAGGAGGCUUUUGACUUUAUCGAGGAUGCCCGGAAGCGUGGUUCCACCGUGCUGUUGCACUGUCAGGCUGGAAUCAGCCGCAGCGCUACAAUUGCGAUAGCCUACGUCAUGCGGUACAAGGCCGUCUCGCUGCUGGAGGCGUACCAGAUGGUGAAGCUGGCCCGGCCCAUCAUCUCGCCCAACCUGAACUUUAUGGGUCAGCUGCUGGAGCUGGAGCAGGCGCUGAUUGCGGACGGCAAGCUGGAACCGCCGCCGCCGUCCCCGAUCGUGCCCCCUAGUCAGCCUCCGUUCUUCCUGAUCAACAACGGGAGCAAGUUCAACCCGCAUGACGAGGAGAUGGACGACGACGAGGAGGACGACAGCAAGAACAAUAACAACAACAACAGGGACAGUGGGUGCAGCACGGCCAGCAGCAGUAGUACCAGCUCCAGCCGUAGCAGCACUGGCCGUUGCCCGCCCAGGUUGACGCUGAGACUCCCAACGUCACCUCCCUCGUCGCCCUCGUCCCUGUCUUCGCCUUCCUCGCUAUCCUCCUCGUCAUCGACGCCAUCCCCCACCCAAUCGCUGGCACCGGUUCCGGCGACACCCAUCGGUACCGUCGCGCCACGACCCUUCCCCGCUCGCAGCAGCAGCAGUUCCAACGUGCGGCCAGCAUCCUCCAAUUCCAGCUCAUGAUCAGAUUUAAGCUAGUUAGACCUAAUUUUUUUCGUCCCUUUUAUGCUAUAAUCUUAAAUUUGUGUGAUAAAAACUAUUUUUAAUGAAGCUAAUUUAUAAACUUUAUCUCCAAAAAUGUAAAUAGUAGCUCUUAAGCCAUUUUCGGUAAGUUGAGAAGCGUGUACCAAUAUAUUCGAAUCCAUGGUCAAAAUCCUAAACUGGCAACACUGGUACCAAGCUGUCAAAUGUCAGAUGCCGUCAGAGCAAUAGGUGAACUGUCAAACUGCACUCUCGUUCAAAGCCACUCAGAUUUUAUUCAAACCAAUAUUACUCUGAAUUCUGUAGGGUGGCAAAUAUCAAAUUUGGCUUCAAUUCAAUCGGAUUUCAUAAAAUUAUUAUGCCACUUACUCAUUGCUGAGUACGGCUUUGUUAGAAUGAGUUUUAAGGCAAAAUUUAGUGAAACACUCCAAACUGAGAGAUUUUGAAGUGAUUGACAGCAACAAAAAAAGUGUCAACAAGCCAGUGCGUGUUGAGUUUUUCAUCAAAAACACCCAUCAAAAAAGCGAAUCGCCCCAUAUCAUCAUUGUUUGCAAAACUUACCUGUUGAUGCGAGCAAACAAAACAACAACAAGAAGAGAGCAUUUAGCGCCAUAAAACUGCGACAAACAGCGAAAACAAAGCUAAAUAUAACAUAAAAACACACCCACACUGAAAGCAAAUUCUAGUCUCAUUUACUGUUUAAGUUAACUUCUGUACGCCAACAAGAUUAGUGCUAAGAGACUGUAGAUUUACGGAAAAUCGAACUAUCUAUAUUUUUAAGGAAACUGUGAAUAAAUGAUUGUCUAUCGUGGAAAAUUCUAAACGAGAGAAAACUUAUUAAAAUGUUUGUUUUGUAAAGUUGUGCACACCUCCUCUGAACCCCACCCCCUCAAAAUCACUUUCUACUACUAAAACAAACAACACUUUUGAAAAGGCUGUGUUAAGGUUUAAAUAACUCUUACGAAAUCAACCAGACAACAACAACAACAAGCUGUAACGAGAACAAUAAAUUGCCUGAAAUUUGCAGAGAAACAAACAGUUAAUUUUCAUAAGAAGAAGACAUAUCUUUUGAAACCUGCAGAAUUCUGCGCUUUUGUGUGCUUUUAAGCGUGAGAGUGUACAAAUUCUAAUCUGUUUUGUUGAUUUUCCCGCCACUUGUUUUAGUUUUGAUAAUCGAUAAUUUUCUUGCAAGCCAGAUUAAGGAGGUUACAAAUGUACAAUAACGCAGCACAAGUUACACAUUGCACCCGUGCGCCAGCAUAACAAAACGAUUGUAAGUUUAGAAGUUUGCGUAAAUGUAACGAUAUUGGCAACAUGUAAAAAAACGGAAAAAUAAUCCUGAUGCAUAAAAAACAAAAAUAUUUAUUCUGCAGAAACAUUUUCGUUUCACUAGUUAAAGUUUAAAUUAUUCAAACAAAAAAACUGCUAGGAUAGUCUUGUAUAACGCUAACGAGGUGAGUCGACACUCAGAAUUAUAACACAAAUUAGUAUGAAAACGCAAA
This is a messenger RNA of Culex pipiens pallens (northern house mosquito), 3534 nucleotides long. It is a transcript of the gene puc, whose product is annotated as dual specificity protein phosphatase 10. Gene Ontology annotation, molecular function: protein tyrosine/threonine phosphatase activity; MAP kinase tyrosine/serine/threonine phosphatase activity. NCBI's taxonomy places the organism in Eukaryota, Metazoa, Arthropoda, Insecta, Diptera, Culicidae. The coding region runs from base 962 to 2014 and encodes 350 amino acids. The record is from RefSeq and is a predicted model, not a curated record. Gene Ontology annotation, cellular component: cytosol; cytoplasm. Gene Ontology annotation, biological process: negative regulation of MAPK cascade; protein dephosphorylation. The transcript is spliced from 4 exons.